Messenger RNA from Prionailurus viverrinus (fishing cat), 6260 nucleotides. It is a transcript of the gene OPHN1, whose product is annotated as oligophrenin 1. Gene Ontology annotation, molecular function: GTPase activator activity; protein binding. Lineage: Eukaryota; Metazoa; Chordata; Mammalia; Carnivora; Felidae. The transcript has 24 exons. Gene Ontology annotation, cellular component: cytoplasm. Gene Ontology annotation, biological process: signal transduction. Bases 146 to 2617 code for a protein of 823 amino acids. The record is from RefSeq and is a predicted model, not a curated record.
GGGGCAUGCUGCUUGCUAGGCAGAAGAACCCAGCCCGGGUCGGACCUCAUUAGUUUGCUUUGCGUGUCACCUGAAGCAAUUGCUGGCCUCCCGCUUCCGGUACAGGCCAGCCGACUCUACCCGGGAAUCUCAACCGAACAGAACCAUGGGGCAUCCCCCGCUGGAGUUCAGCGACUGCUACUUGGACAGCCCUGAUUUCCGCGAGAGGCUCAAGUGUUAUGAGCUGGAGCUGGAGAGGACCAAUAAAUUCAUUAAGGACGUGAUCAAAGAUGGCAACGCGCUUAUCAGCGCAAUGAGAAAUUAUUCUUCAGCUGUUCAGAAAUUUUCUCAGACACUUCAGUCCUUUCAGUUCGAUUUCAUUGGAGAUACUCUGACUGAUGAUGAAAUUAACAUUGCUGAAUCCUUCAAGGAAUUUGCUGAAUUGCUCAAUGAAGUAGAAAAUGAAAGGAUGAUGAUGGUACACAAUGCUAGUGAUUUGCUGAUUAAACCCCUGGAAAAUUUUCGGAAGGAGCAAAUAGGCUUCACCAAGGAACGGAAAAAGAAAUUUGAAAAGGAUGGUGAAAGAUUUUAUUCCUUGCUGGAUCGGCACUUACAUCUGUCUUCCAAAAAGAAAGAAUCUCAGUUACAAGAGGCAGACCUCCAGGUGGACAAAGAGAGGCAUAAUUUCUUUGAGUCCUCCCUUGAUUAUGUUUAUCAAAUCCAGGAAGUUCAGGAGUCCAAGAAGUUCAAUAUUGUGGAGCCAGUCUUGGCCUUUCUUCAUAGCCUCUUCAUUUCCAACAGCUUGACUGUAGAGCUCACACAGGAUUUUCUCCCAUACAAACAGCAGCUCCAGCUCAGUUUGCAGAAUACAAGAAAUCAUUUCUCCAGUACUCGGGAAGAGAUGGAAGAACUUAAGAAAAGGAUGAAAGAAGCUCCCCAGACAUGCAAACUUCCAGGACAGCCAACCAUCGAAGGCUAUCUCUAUACACAAGAGAAAUGGGCUUUGGGAAUAUCCUGGGUCAAAUAUUACUGCCAGUAUGAGAAAGAGACCAAAACGCUCACCAUGACACCUACGGAGCAGAAGCCAGGUGCUAAGCAGCAGGGGCCCUUGGACUUAACGCUGAAGUACUGCGUGAGGAGGAAGACAGAGUCUAUCGACAAAAGGUUCUGUUUUGAUAUAGAAACUAAUGAAAGGCCAGGAACCAUAACUUUGCAAGCUCUUUCGGAAGCUAACAGAAGGCUAUGGAUGGAAGCCAUGGAUGGAAAAGAGCCUAUAUACCACAGCCCCAUAACAAAACAGGAAGAAAUGGAGCUGAAUGACAUAGGGUUCAAGUUUGUUAGAAAGUGCAUCAAUGUCAUUGAGACAAAAGGGAUCAAGACAGAAGGAUUGUACCGUACUGUGGGCAGCAAUAUCCAGGUUCAGAAGCUGCUGAAUGCCUUUUUUGAUCCUAAAUGUCCAGGAGAUGUUGAUUUUCAUUAUAGUGACUGGGACAUUAAGACAAUUACCAGCUCCUUGAAAUUCUACCUCAGGAAUCUUUCUGAACCUGUCAUGACCUACAGACUUCACAAAGAGCUGGUCUCUGCUGCCAAGUCUGACAACCUGGAUUACCGGCUGGGAGCUAUUCAUUCCUUGGUAUAUAAGCUACCUGAAAAGAACCGAGAGAUGCUGGAACUUAUUAUAAGACACUUGGUCAAUGUAUGUGAGCACAGCAAAGAUAAUCUUAUGACCCCCUCUAACAUGGGGGUGAUCUUUGGGCCCACUCUGAUGAGAGCUCAGGAGGACACUGUUGCUGCCAUGAUGAACAUCAAAUUCCAGAACAUCGUGGUGGAAAUCCUAAUUGAGCACUUUGUCAAGAUCUAUUCAGGUCCACCUGAAGAAAGUGCUACACCUCCAGUGCCUCCACCUCGAGUGACAGCAAGAAGGCACAAACCAAUCACAAUUUCAAAGCGCUUGUUGCGAGAAAGAACAGUUUUUUAUACUUCUUCUGUGGAUGAAAGUGAAGAUGAAAUCCAACAUCAAACACCCAAUGGUGUUAUCACCAGCAGUAUAGAACCCCCCAAGCUACCACAAUACCCCAAACUGCCUAUUCAGAGGAGUGGGGAAGCUGAUACUGAGAGGCAGUCCCCAAGCAGGCUUGUUUCAGAUGGCAAGUUGGAGUCCUGUCCUGAAGUGGAUGUGGGGAAGCUGGUGUCUAGAAUGCAAGAUGGAGGAACCAAGGCCAUAUCAAAGGCCACCAAUGGACCUGUGCCAGGCUCUGGGCCCACCAAAGCACCCUCUUUCCAAAUAAAGAGACCAGCUCCUCGUCCCCUGACUCACCACAAGGAGGGGUGGCUUCCAGGACCAGGUUCUUUGAAACAGCUUCCCGAAAAACAGGAAGUUCUCAAGGAAGACUUCCUGGAGAUGAGAGUUGAGGCCUCAGGUUUUGAAAUCCUUGGUCUCAGAGGAUCCUCCACAGGUUCUGGAAGGGUCUUCUUCAAACCCUUGUGUGUUGAGUCAUUUUGUGUUGAGGAGAGCAGCUUCUUCCUGGCCUUGCACCUUCAGGUUCUAGGAUGCUAUAAAAUAAGGGGCACAUGUCUUAGGCACAGGUUUAUUUCUCCUAUGUAUUCUGUCUUCAUUCCCUAUGAAGAUCUAUGUUGAGCUACUAUAUGACUGUGAAUGGCUGAACACCCUCAAGCCAGACUGCAGAAACCAAGCUAUCUACUGACCUGAGUUGAAGAAAGGAGCUUAGUUUUCAGCUCUUCUCCGAAUUUCCUGCCUCCUCAGAAGACCAUGGAACUCUGAAAGAUUUUGGACUAAAGACUGAUCUCAGAGGUCUUACCCUAAAGUAGAAGCUACUUGAGUUGGGGGCCAUUGCCCAUUGUAGAAGAGUAGGAAUUUUUGCUGAACAUUGGAGAAUAUUAACAUGUCUCUUACUAAGGAUAAGGAGGCUGGUACUAGGUUGGAGUUCUGGCACUGCAGUAUAUUACCAAGAACCUGUCUGCUCCUAUUGGGCCAGACAGCAUGAGUGAUGCCAAACACAACCUCUUCAUGUGGACUCAAAAAGUGGCCUUCCUGUUUUUACAUAUAGCCACAUAGGACAAAUCUACAAAGAAUAUUUUGCAUGUUGAAGCCUAGGUUUGUUUGAGUUAUUUUUCCUGUUUUUUUUUCCUGACAGCUUCAUUUACAAACAAUUAAGAAAGAUACAAAAGCUGAAAAACAGUUCUUUUAAAAAUGCAGGCUGUAUUUGUCCUGCACGAGUUCCAUUCCUGGGUCAAAUACUGGGAAAAAUUGUUAAGAUGGAUUGAGUCCAGGCAGCUGGCACUAUUGCUUCAUGUUUGCCUUAUGCAGAUAAGCAAGCUCUUUUAUCUCCUCCAAGAAACAACUCCUAUCCCAGUGUCCGUGGAUUCAGAAACUCCACGAAGCUUCUGAAAUGGUAUGCAGAACUCCAUGACAAUGUGCCUUUUCUGGGGAGAUGGUCCAUAGCAUUCUACUGAAUUUCAGAUGGACCUGUGACCCAAUAAAGGUUAAGAACCACAGCACUUGAGAUAAAAGAUUCUAUUUACAACCCAUAAAGUAUAUGAUUGGAAGAGCCUUCCAAAAUUAUUUAUUCUAACUGCCUAAUUUACCUUUGGAGAAACUGAAACAAUGCAAGUUAUUAGCCAGGCCUAAACAAGAUCCUAGGUCCCUGGGUUCCCGUGCAAGUUUCUUUCCAUUUUACAACACUUGUCUAAUAAGAGGAUUUAUGAUUGGUGGCUUUAGUGGUCAUCAUUUUGAGUGUUUGGUUUUUACCCUCUUUACUGAAUCCCACAUAUUUUUCAUCAAGUGGAAAACUUUAAGACGUAAGCUCCUGGUGUUCCAUUUGCCAUCUCAGUCAUUGGAAAAGUACUAAAACACAACUGGUUUAUUGAGUAGUCAAAAAUCUGAGUAAACAUCUCUGAGUCUUGUUUGUUGAUGGGAGGCUGCUGGAGAAAGUGUCAUUGCUUGUGUUCCCAUGCACGUGUCUAGACCAUAGCCUGUUUUUAGAGUCUGUAUAUUUAUAAUGUGACCAAGUGUGACAGAAAGGAUUUUCCUACUUGGACCCUUCUAGCAAGACCCUGACUAUGGAACUGAUAGAGAAGCAUAGACAUGGGUGGGAAGAGGGGAAGGAGAGAAGGAAGGAGAGGGAGAUGGAUGAAGGGGAAGAGAGAGAAACACACAUUCUCAAACCGACUCUGAGAUGCCUUUGAAACAGUGUUACUGAAAGGUGAUAGUCACUUUCAAGACUGAACUCAACAUGGUUUAUUGGUGAAUUAGUAACAUGUAGGCUAAACACACUGAGAGCCCUUGUGGAAGUUAUUGAGUGGAAACUUGAUGCCAUUCCCAAUAGACAUGCCCAAGUAGCCACAUAAAACUCUCUCAGCUCUACCCAGUCUCAAAGACCAAGUUAAUAAGAACCAGUAGCAAGAAAGCCAAGUAGCCAUCACUCUACCUGCUACUCACCCCCAAAGGAAUUUUCUGUGAGACUACGGCCUCACCCAGGAAGUUCUUGUUGAGCCCUGGUCUCAGAGCUGUGGCGUCUUUGCUCUGCCCCCAUUAGAUGAAUGAUUAAAGCAAGCGGGUGUGUAGAUUUUGGCCACAUAUUGAAAGAUUAUUGAGAACCAGAGAAAGCCACUGCAGUCCCAGUUGAAUAGGUGUCCUAGAAAUGUGACCAUGAGAUUGCUGUGUGUUUUCUGGGACAUAUAUAGAUCAAGACCCUGAGCUAGAAAGUUGGGACCACCAGUAUGGCUGGAUGUCAGGAAGCAGUAACUGGAUAGCUCUGCCCCUGCCCUAGUCUAUACCCAAAGAAUGCCCCCAAAUGAACCUCAGAGCCUCCUCUUUUGCACUCUGAUUUAAAGAGUACAAACUUUUGUGGUGAGGCACACCAUCAUGGAAUGAGACUGUCUUGGCUCAGGCUUAAUGGAUGAACAGUCAUUCAGAAGAGGCUAUUGGAAUGGGAUGAUAAUUGAGUGACAACUAUAGGAAAUUACCUACAUACCUUGGCCAGAAGGUUAGAUAAACUGUCAGUGGAUGAACUGUAAAUCUUGAACUGACAGUAAUAACAUUUAUUAAGCACCUACUAAGUUCUAAGUGCUUUAUAUACAUAAUCUCCUUUGUCCUUACAACAAUCAUGCAGAGAUGCUAUUCUCCUCAUUUUACAGAUAAAAGAUUUAUGGCCCAGGAGGCUAAAGUAACUGGCUCAAAUUCACACAGAAAGUAAAUGACAGGACCGUGGCUUGAAAUCCAGGCCUCUCUGACUCCAUGCUGGUUUCCCUUUGUCACACAGAAGCUACAUUACUGGAAUUGGCAUGACUCUAUGACUUUUUAUCCCUAAUAAAAUAUUAGAAGGCCAGAAUUUGAGGGGAAUUUGGGGAUGCAGGUCUAGUUUACAGGGGAACAAACACUGGGCCGAAAGAGAUUUCUGAGUUGGGCUUUCUCCUCACCUUCCAUUUAUGCAUUCUGUAAUGUUUUUAAAAGGAUCAUUCAAUUUAACCUUGUGAAAUGAAUGGUUUACUUUUUAGUUGGUAGUUGUUGAGUCCUUGGCUUAGCUGUUUUUCAAAGGAAAAAGGAUCCUUGUAUGUGUCUAUGUACUUUGCCAAGGCUGUAGCAUGUGUAUUUUCAGUCCAAGAGAUUGGAGAUACCCACACAGACAGUUUAAGAAUCAAAAAAGGUAUUUGUGGCUCUCUGGUACUUAUUACCUUGGGGUAAAAUCGUUACAACGUUUUCUGUGGUGAUCGCAAAAUUAAGAGGUAGUGUAGAAUAAAAAAUGUUAUUGAAGUUUUUGCUUAAAAAAUGUGGGGAGGUUGUCCAGCUACAGGGUGUGGAUGUAAAAUUCAGCAUCUGAUUUCAGUAAUGAAACAGUGUCAUAUAGAGUAUAAAAUAACUGGUUUUGUGGGAAAGGAUUCUUCCCUUUUCUAGAACUUCCUUGAUUAUGUAAUAACUAGAAUAGAGUAGAAGAAGAUGUAUCUCUGUGGCCAGAAAACACAUUGCUUUCAAAAGAAUGUAGAUCAAUGAUAUUAGUUUUAACGUAGCUGCAAGCAAAUGGCCUUGACACAUUACAAUCCCCAAAAGCUUCAGAAGCAUUUAAAAAUUUCAGACGGAAGCAAGAUACCUUGAAAAGAUGUUUCUGAUGAAGAAGAAACCUUCAUUUUCAUGAAGCACUUGAUGCCAAGGACAUUAAUAGAUGCUAGAAAGACUGCCUAUGUGAAAUACAUAUGUGACAGACAAAAGAAGGAGGUCCUUGGGCCCAUUCAUGUGACUUUCAAUAAAAUAUGCAGACUCUCUA